This is a messenger RNA of Acaulospora colombiana, 394 nucleotides long. The record is from the annotation of a GenBank genome assembly. Lineage: Eukaryota; Fungi; Glomeromycota; Glomeromycetes; Diversisporales; Acaulosporaceae.
UGUUGUGGCAGAUCCCAAAGCUGGCUCGCUCUUAGGACCGGGCCUCAAAGAGCAACCCCCAACCCUCUUUGCGCUGCUCAUCGGGAUAGACAAAUACCUCAACCCUCAAUACCGACUUCAAGGUGCGGUCAAAGAUGCAAAGGAGAUGGAAGACUAUUUGAGCACUAGCUUUCCUUCUGCUCAAAUUCGAUCUCUUCACGACGAAGCCGCCACUCGCAAGUCCAUUAUACGUGAAAUCGAUAGAUUGAUACAGAAUCCGUCGAUUAAACGUCAAGAUCCUAUCCUUAUCUUUUAUGCUGGUCAUGGUGGCGAAACAACACCACCAAAUGGUUGGACUUCUCAUAACGGAAAGGUCCAGAUGUUGAUGCCGCAAGAUUAUGAUGAGGAUUCUACU